UAUGACAAAAGAUGGAUGUGGGGUGGGAGUAGGGGGGUCAACAGACACAUAAAGAAAUCUGAGAACGGUUCUCAUAUUCCAUCUAGCCACAAUAGAAGCCAAACAAAAUAAGCAAAGAAAGGAAAUCUGCUGCCACAGAGCUAACAUGACACUCGAUAUGUGUCCAUCACUCAGUCUGACUGAAUAAGAGGGCUUGUACUCUACCCCACCUGAACAACCGGGAUAUCAGUAACGUGACGCCUUACCUAUAUAUUGCUCUCCUGUCUAUGUGACGAGUGACAGAGGAUACGGGCUCCCGCUGAAUGCUGACAGCAACUGGUACAAUAUUAGUGCACCUGCUGGAAUAACCUAUAACAACAGGAACUAAGUUAGAUAAGUUUGAUAACUACAUAUCUGAUACAACGCGAAGAAGAGGACUUGCAGUUAGUCGAAAGGUGCGCAACACACAGCUUGGAUUUGAUUAAAACCGAUUUUUUCUGUUCAUUCCAGUUUCUGAGAGAAGAGGAUAGUUUGUGGAAGGUCAGAUACAGCAGCGUUAAGUAAACGUGAAGAUCUCGGCUCCAGGGUGCCAUUCUGGGGGUUUCAUUAAUAAGGCAAUUAUUCCCUGAUCCGUUUGAACUGUCGCACGCGUUGUAUCACGCCAGGAGAAGAUGCCGGUCCAGAUUCCGGACGAUUCCGAUUUCACCUCCUUCAAAGAACAGUGCGAAAAUCAGGAGGGAUGGACCUCCAGGUACAACAAGGGAGGAGUGACCGUGUGGUGCAGAGAGGAAGAGUGUAAGACCGUGCAGAAACUGAAGAUGAGGAUAGUUUGCAAGGACGUGACAGCUGAAACAUUGUACGAUGUCCUCCACGACUCGAGCUACCGUAAGAAGUGGGACACCAACAUGAUCGACACCUUCGAUAUCGGGAGGCUGACAGUGAAUGCAGAUGUGGGGUAUUACUCCUGGAGGUGCCCCAGCCCGCUGAAGAACAGAGACUUUGUCACCAUGCGGUCGUGGCUCCCUCUCGGAAAUGACUACAUGAUCAUCAACUACUCUGUCAAACACCCACAAUAUCCUCCAAAGAAAGACUAUGUGAGAGCUGUGUCUCUAUUGACUGGUUACCUCAUUCAGUCCAAUGGCGCAAACUGCUGUACACUUUACUACUUGACGCAGGUAGACCCCAAAGGUUCCUUACCAAAGUGGGUGGUCAAUAAGGUCUCUCAAUUUGUGGCUCCAAAGGCGAUGAAGAAGAUCUACAAGGCUUGCCAGAAGUACCCGGAGUGGAAGCGCAAGCACAACCCCAACCUGAAGCCGUGGAUGUACCCCGAGCAGAACACGCUACCCUGCAUCAGCGCGGCCGACCUGAGCGUGCAGAGGGCCGACUCGCUGGAGAACAUUGACGAGAGCGGGCUGAGCGAGGAGAAGACGCACAACAGCGACGACGACGAAACCUAAUCCUCCUCCCGGAAAAGCCCGGCCGCGGUUAAACGCAGCGGAGGGCGCAAACGCGAUUCACUGACUGGAUGUGUGUAUAUAUGUGUGUGUGUGCGUGUGUGUGUGUGUGUGUGUGUGUGCACGUGCAUAUGUUGUAUAGUGUGAUGCAAUACGGAUUUCCACUACAACCCUUGACCUUCAUGGCACUGUUUCAUUAUUAUUUUAAUUGUGCAUUUUUUGCACAACGCUUGUCAAUGGUUGGGUUUCCAGAGGGAGUUUUGAAAUGACUUCAGCAAUUCGUGGCAGAGACAAAAAUCAGUGUUUGUCUGUUUCAGCAUCUGUAGACAGAAGCAAGAUUUUGGUAACAUGGGACACCUAAACAAAUGUAAACAAACAACAUUUUUAGGUUGAUCCAAAAACCUCCUUUGGAAGCUCUGCUAAUAUGAGUAUUAAUUUUCACAGAAAAUUCUGCUGUAAGUCUGCAUUGUGUUCCUUCCAAACAGCUGAGACCAUGCGAGCAUGUGAAGAUUCAGUCAGCUAGAACUGAGGCUUUCAUCACUUAGAUGAUGAUAUUUAAUGCUCUCUUGCCAUGUUAUUUCUGCCUCUCUUCUUUUCUUGGUUAAUUUCAUAUUGCUUGUGCGUUGUUUCCAACACAGCCUCCCAGGCAAUAACUCAACAUGUGAUAAUGUUUGCUAACAAUGUGGCAGCUACUGGAAAAUGGGAUCUAUGGGUUUGAUUGGAAAUAACUUAUCAUAAAUAAGCAAAACACAAAUGUGUUGAUGUGCAGGUGCCUGGAGGAUUCAAAGG
Molecule: messenger RNA, 2222 nt
Organism: Megalops cyprinoides (Indo-Pacific tarpon)
Lineage: Eukaryota; Metazoa; Chordata; Actinopteri; Elopiformes; Megalopidae
Gene: stard15
Product: StAR-related lipid transfer (START) domain containing 15
Exons: 6
Coding region: 651-1436 (261 amino acids)
Molecular function (GO): lipid binding
Source: RefSeq, a predicted model, not a curated record